Messenger RNA from Aspergillus ochraceoroseus IBT 24754, 192 nucleotides. RefSeq lists its product as uncharacterized. NCBI's taxonomy places the organism in Eukaryota, Fungi, Ascomycota, Eurotiomycetes, Eurotiales, Aspergillaceae. The annotation marks the transcript as partial. The transcript has a single exon. The record is from RefSeq and is a predicted model, not a curated record.
GAGCAAUUUGGGGUUAGGCGUUUGGCUCGAGGUCGGUCUGCUUCAAAGUCACGCGGUGGUCAGAUAGCACGAGGCAGAGGAGAGCGCAUAAUUAAAAGAAUAGUGCAGCAAGAUGUCCUAUAUCUUUUGAUAGUGAACUUGCCAAGUGAGGAAGAGGUCCAGGAGUCCAUUUCCCAGCUUGAACAUAUGAUG